Messenger RNA from Solanum verrucosum, 673 nucleotides. Its product is annotated as probable histone H2AXb. The coding region runs from base 67 to 495 and encodes 142 amino acids. Gene Ontology annotation, molecular function: DNA binding; protein heterodimerization activity; structural constituent of chromatin. The record is from RefSeq and is a predicted model, not a curated record. Gene Ontology annotation, cellular component: nucleosome. The transcript is spliced from 2 exons. Lineage: Eukaryota; Viridiplantae; Streptophyta; Magnoliopsida; Solanales; Solanaceae.
GACGCCAAAAACAGCAGCAUACAAAAUCGAGAGCUAGAUUUAGGGUUUUUGUUUCAUCGGAAAAGAAUGAGUUCCGGCGGUGGAUCAGGCAAGGGCGGCGCCGGUAGAGGGAAGCCAAAGGCAUCGAAAUCUGUGUCUAGGUCUUCAAAGGCGGGUCUCCAAUUCCCCGUCGGUAGAAUCGCUCGUUUCCUUAAGAAUGGAAAAUAUGCUGAACGUGUUGGAGCUGGUGCACCGGUUUAUCUGUCUGCUGUCCUUGAAUACCUCGCUGCUGAGGUGUUGGAGUUGGCUGGAAAUGCAGCAAGGGAUAACAAGAAGAAUCGUAUAGUGCCGAGGCACAUUCAGUUGGCUGUGAGAAAUGAUGAGGAGCUGAGCAAGCUUUUGGGUCAAGUUACAAUUGCUAAUGGAGGUGUCUUGCCUAACAUCCACCAGAAUCUGUUGCCUAGAAAGGCUGGCUCAGGCAAGGGUGAUAUUGGCUCUGCAUCUCAAGAGUUUUAGAAUAAAUGAACUCCUAGUUUUGAAGUUGAUCUGUAGUGAACAAUUCAUAGCUUUGUAAUAUAGAAUUGGCUCUUGUUUUGAUAGUUUUGAAUUCAAUGGUGCUGUCGACUUUCUGUUUUGAUAUACAACUUGGAAAGUUUUUGUGAUGCGAAUGGAAUUAGAUCUUUUUGGCUGUCAA